AUGGCAUCGGUGCAGAUUGUCGACGUAGUACCAUCCUCGGAUGGCACUGGUGCACAGCCCGGUGUGGCCGCUAUGGUUCGCAACGACACAUACUUCCUUGAGAAACUGGCCGACCGCUGGAUGAAGGAGCGAGGCGAUCAACUCCCUGGCGUCACUUACAAACUCGCGCGGCUUCCGACUGGGUUCGCAGGCUUUGAGCGACAACGUGAUGGCUCGAAGCACGUGGACCGGUACUUGUAUGGUCAUCCGAAUGGUGUGUUCAGAUCACUGAACGAGAUCUACCCUCACUUCAAGUACUUGCAAGACUAUCAUGGCACGAUCGGCUGUCCCUGCAAACUCUGUACUGGAAUUGGCAAAGGCAAGAGAAAGAGUGAGAGCAACUCGAUUGUUAGUGGCAGUCAAUCAGAGCGAUCUACACACUUUGGAACCAGCUCGUCUAAAUCUGCCAUUCGCAAAGACAACCCCCAAGGCCUUCCGCAAGGCCGUCUUGACUCCGACUCGCCAGCGCCAGCACGUGGAAAUCCCGUCGACGAGGAAGGUACCCCAGAUGUCUACCGAAAGUUACUGGACAGACUCAGUGAGGCGGGUUCCAAUGGCAUAUCGGAGAACAUCAUCGAUCAAUUAUCGCCAGACUGGAGAGCCGGUAAUGAAGAGCUGCAAAGCUUGCUAACAGACUGGCAGUCGCAACCUGCCUAUGUUCCACGAAUGGGCGAAGUAGUGCUCUUUGCGCGGAGCGUGUCCAACGGCGAGGCCAUUGCUUGGGAUGCGAGCACGCAAACCCUACGACGCACGGAUCCCGAUUCGCGCUCUUGGCUAGACCGGUUGAAAUGGGAGGCCGGAGUCGUCACUCAGCUUCCAGUUGAACCAGUCGGGAGCGACGACUUGUCUGAAGUUCCCAAAAGCAAGAAACAGAAUGUCGCCUACACCGGAUUUCGCAUCGAGCCCCUGUCAGAGCCGUCAAAUGACUACAAGCCCCACAGCAAGCAGCACAAAUACGUGCCGCUGCAUGCCAUUCGACCGUUCUCAUUCUGGAAGGAGUGCAUGGGUGGACUGCCUGAACAAGAUUGGCAUGCCACAGUCAGGCACACGCUCGCGACAGCUGGCUCCUUCAGUUUGAUCGGAAAGUACAGCUUCAAGGGCGUUUGGCCUGAAGCAACUCUUUUCAUAAGAGGAGUGUACCUCGGUCCGGAGUUUAUCAUGGUGGGCGAUGUUGUUCGCUUAUCGCCAACGGAAUCCAAGCGGCCAGUCACAGACGUAAUGGUCAUUAGCUCCAUUCGCCUUCGCUUCGUGAACUUGGACCAGGCGUCUGAGAACGACUACGACAAUGGACGCCCCUAUAUGACCUGCCUCCACGUAUGUGGGAGGGCGUUUACCUUGGAUCCCAAAAAGAGUAGCGAUGGCAUCGCCAAAUCUCCUGCGAAGCCAGGAGAGCACGGUCUACCCGCUUGGUUCAAGAGCUACGGACAGUGGUUCCACGCAGUCGACUGCGGAGACGUUAAGGCAAAGCUAGAAGUCCCAUACCAUAGAGUCAUCGGACGCUGCCUCGAGGAUUCGGCUGUCAAAGCCUGGUUCUCAACGCCGACUGACAUGGUAGCCCCUUCCUCUUUCCAGGCCGUCAACUCAACACCCGCAACCAAGUUCCGCGCAUCCGACAUAUCGCAAUGUCUGGAGGGUGUACAAGAGGCUAGAAGGUACAGUCGUGACCACGACGCUCGGAUUGACAGAGCUGCCGGCAAGUCGUGGUAUUGGGCCGAGACUCGAAUCGAGCAGCUGGACCUGCAUGAGGUAAACAAUGCUUUCGUUGGAGUCAAAGAUGAAGAACGUUCGCAAAAACAAGUGAAUGCACGGAGGCAGGCACUGAAAGUGCUGGAUGGAAAGAAAGGAGGCCUGGAGGAGUACCACGCCGCGCGCCACCAGCGGCUGGAAGAGCAAAAGAGACGCGAAAGUGCACAGGUGGGUUCCAGCGCCUGGGGCAACAUGGCUUCUGCUGUACAAGCUGAUAGCAUGGAUGCGGAGAGUGGUGGAAACGAUGAUAUGAUGGAAGAGGAUGUAGUGGAUGACAAAGGCGUGGAAGGCGACGCAACGGAAGGUGAUGCCAUGGAGGUGGAGGACGAGCUGGAGCACCAGCUGGAGCGCGAGCAAGUCCCACGAGGGUUUCACAUGCAUGGAGGUGUUGUCGACCUUACUGACGAAUUGGACGAAGACGACGAGAUGUACGAUUGA
Zasmidium cellare ATCC 36951 is the source of this 2223-nucleotide messenger RNA. RefSeq lists its product as uncharacterized. Gene Ontology annotation, cellular component: rDNA heterochromatin; SHREC complex. The record is from RefSeq and is a predicted model, not a curated record. Bases 1 to 2223 code for a protein of 740 amino acids. Gene Ontology annotation, biological process: silent mating-type cassette heterochromatin formation. NCBI's taxonomy places the organism in Eukaryota, Fungi, Ascomycota, Dothideomycetes, Mycosphaerellales, Mycosphaerellaceae. The transcript is spliced from 2 exons.